Ficedula albicollis (Collared flycatcher) is the source of this 2083-nucleotide messenger RNA. Its product is annotated as heme-binding protein 1-like. The record is from RefSeq and is a predicted model, not a curated record. The transcript has 5 exons. The coding region runs from base 27 to 773 and encodes 248 amino acids. NCBI's taxonomy places the organism in Eukaryota, Metazoa, Chordata, Aves, Passeriformes, Muscicapidae.
UCCCCGUCCCGCUCCCGGCGGACGCGAUGGCGCGGAUCACGCUGGAGGACCUGGAGCAGCUGGGCGAGGAGCCCGCGGCCGCCGACGGGGACGGCGGCGACAGCGAGGACGACCAGGAGGGGGAGGCGCGGCUGUUCGCCCACUGGGAGGCCGUGGCCAGCACGCACCGAGUGAGCCUGCCCCGAGACAUGGCAGGCCCGAUCGCCCAGAUGGUCCGGCACAGGCAGGCUCGCGAGCCCGUGCCGUACGUGUCCCUCUCGCAGCACGGGAAGUGCGAGGAAGCGGCCUACGAGGAGCGGCGGUACCCAGCUGGGAAGUGGGCCUGUGUCACCAUGGGGGAGCCCAUGUAUGAGCAGAGCAUCUCCAUGAGCUUCAUGAAGCUCAUGCGCUACAUCUGCAAGGAGAACUCUGUAGGUUGCCAUCUGGGCAUGACAGUCCCAGUGCUCAACGAAAUCCACCUGACCAAGGAGGGGACCGAGCUGGAGCGUGAGGUCCUAACUGCCUAUUAUCUCCCAGGAGCAUUCCAGCAAAACCCCCCUGUUCCCAUGGACCCCGAAAUCCACAUCACUGAGAGGGCACCACUCCGGGUUAUAACCAGGGUUUUCUAUGGGAUGACCACCGAGGAGACAAUUCUGCGGGAGAUCAGUGUCUUCUGGGAGCUCUUGGGCCCCACAGACACGGUGCUGCGGGAAACCUACAUCGUGGCUUCUUACGAGAACCCCAGCGUCCCUCAGCGCCGCAAUGAGAUCUGGUUCAUCUGCCAGGCCGAGUGAGCCACCGCAAGCCAGCAUGCGACUGGGCCCGGUGUAGAUGGCAGCUCUGACCCAGAGGAGAUGGAGCACGUCCCAACCCGCUAUUCACCCACACAAUGAGACGCCAAGAGACUGUGGGGUGGGUUUCCAGCCUGCCCUGCAAGGGUCCUGCCAGGGGAAAUCCUGCCUGGUCUGCACUUCACCUGCCCCCACAGCUGAGGCUGGAGCUGGCACCAAGGACGAUCUCUAGAGCAGGCUCUUGUUGGGAAGCACGUGGUGGGGUCUCAUUAAGGCAGUUACCUUGUGGGAUUGUGCGGUGUGUUAGCCUGGCCUGCAUUGGGCUUGCAGAGCUGUAUCAGGGAGGCUAGUGGGUCUAGUGGUGGACAGCAUCACAAGGUGAUGGUGUCUAGAAGGCAAAUGACUGUACAAGAUGUGGGGCUCAGCGUAGCCUCUGGCCUGCUUCCUGUCCUGAACAGAACCACUGAAAUGCUGCUACAGAGACAGUUUGGUUCAAAGGAGAAAAGGGCUCGGAUUCAGGUGUGAAUCCUACAUGUUUCCUGCUGGGGUGGUUCUCUUUGGGUUGGGUGCCUCCAUGGCUGUCACUCACCAUUCCUCAGCCAAGACUAAGGCGCUGGCAGCCUUUGUCCAUCUGUUGUGGGUGCUGUUUUGCAGACCUGCUGUGAGCUCAGCCCAGAGAGCAGCAGCAGCGGCACCACUGUGUGUUGUGCAUUGAUUAGUGAGUUUCACAUCCGUGAAGACCAUUGUGCUUUCCUGGGGGAAGCUGCAGUGCUAACAGUAAAUAAACCCAGCACAAACCACUGCAGCUACAGAUCACUGAUGGUGGGGAUGGGGGGCAGCUGGGUUGGCUUGGGAAGAGCCUUGCUGCCUCCUUCCUGCAGAUGCUCCAGGCUGCAAAGCUGUGGCUAAUUAGAAGGGCACUAAUUAGCCCAGGUUACAGCUUCCUGUUUAGCCAAGCACAGCCUCUGCAUUAGUACACAGGCUGCUUCUGUAGCUGCUGCAAGAACUGUGGGUAUACUCCCCUGCAGGUAAGGUGGUUUGUCUGUUGGAUGGGGUCUGCCUCAUUUUUCCCUUGAGUUGAGUACUGUGGCUGUACUCCCCGUGGGCACCUGAUCUUUGGAGGUGAGAAUUUAAAUGUGACUGCAUGUCCUGCUGGUUGGCUGCAGGAACUGGUACACUCCUGCCUUGGUGUGGAGAGACUUUUAAGUGCUUCUGAUGCAGUUCCCAGUGAGUGUCCUCAUGCUGUAUGCCUUGCUGCCUGCCACUGCUGCUCAAGCCCUAGUGCCACACCUUUCUCCAGUCAGAUGAUGCUC